CCGCACAUUAUCGCCUCCUCUGACGUUGUUUUUGUUUGUUUUCCUCCCGGAAAAGAGUUGUUUUUACUGCAAAUUCAGUGUUUUCUGGCUGGGCACACAACUUGAGGCCAUGUCCAAGAGGGAUUCUCACGUUUUGGACGAUGGCGAGGGCACAGCAAAGCGGAAAAGUGUGAAAAUCAGUGGCGUGAAGAAGCACACGCUGGACUCUGACGAGGAGGAGACUGACGAUGAAGAGUUCAACGUCCUGGAUGAGAAUGACAUCGAGGGCGAGGAGGAGGGCGUCGCCGGGAUGGACGGCGAGACGAAGCUGACGCCCUUCAACAUGAAGGAGGAGAUGGAGGAGGGCCACUUUGACCGGGAUGGCCACUAUGUGUGGAACAAGAACAAGGAGAUCACGGACAACUGGCUGGACAACAUUGACUGGGUGAAGGUGCAGCAGUCCAAGGACGGCAGCGGCUCGUCUAAGGUCCGCACGCUGGGCGACGACUCAAGUGAUUCCGAGGCUGAGGAGGGCAGUUCGGGGAAGUUCGACGUCAUGGAGAGCUACAGAAAGAUCCUGGAGCUGAUGCAGCCGGGCGAGAGUGUGAAGAAGAGCCUGCAACGCCUCGGGAAGGGCAGCAAAAUCUCGUCGGCCGAGCGCUGGCGCCGCAAGAAGGCGGGCAUCAAGGAUGAGGCAGCAGAAGUCGUCACGAAACUCACUCAGCUCACAAAUGACAUCCUCACGCGCACGGGAAACAUGAACAUCUACGAGGAGACGUACGAAUUCAUCCAGAACAAAGUGCGAAAGAUCGCGAAACCCGCUGCAGAGACGGAAGACGAUGCUUUGGACAUGUACGCCGAUGACUUUGACUCGAAGGAGAAGAGUAAACUCGGCGGAGCGGCGCCGGAAGCGGCCGAGGAGGCGCAGGAGGAGGACAACGCCGUAAAGUGGGAGUUCAAGUGGAAGCCAGACGACACAGAGAUGCACGGGCCGUUCUCCACGGAGCAGAUGCAUAAGUGGAACGAGGAGGGCUACUUCAAGAGCGGCGUCCUGGUGAGGAAGGUGGGCGAGGACACCAAAUUCUACACUUCCAACCGCAUCGACUUCGAUCUGUAUUUGUAAUUUUCUCAGGAAAUGUGAGUGCAUUCUGCAUUUAGCGCUGUUCUUCAAUAAAUGUUCAUUCAAUUCAA
Phlebotomus argentipes is the source of this 1170-nucleotide messenger RNA. RefSeq names its product CD2 antigen cytoplasmic tail-binding protein 2 homolog (gene holn1). Lineage: Eukaryota; Metazoa; Arthropoda; Insecta; Diptera; Psychodidae. Gene Ontology annotation, cellular component: U5 snRNP. The record is from RefSeq and is a predicted model, not a curated record. The transcript has 2 exons. Bases 110 to 1102 code for a protein of 330 amino acids. Gene Ontology annotation, molecular function: protein binding.